AUGAAUGUACUGAGGAUUGAACCCGAGACCUUCGAUAAGGCAUGUAGAAAGUUAUCUUUGUUUGAACUCAUCCAUACAGUAUGUAAAGUGUCCUCGACUGAAGGUGGUAUCGAUGAUAGUACGGAUCUUGCUCAACUGGCCGACCACUUCAAUAAAGCAGAGGAACUGAUAGACUCUCUUAUCACAGCUGGGGUUUAUAUAGAUGAGGAUAAGGUGAAGGAAGUAUUGGCUAAUGCCGAGAAGGAAAUACUUAAAGUAACUGAUCCAUGGCUCUAUGAUGAUCGGGAGGAAGAUUGUCCAUGA
Molecule: messenger RNA, 303 nt
Organism: Perkinsus marinus ATCC 50983
Lineage: Eukaryota; Perkinsozoa; Perkinsida; Perkinsidae
Exons: 1
Coding region: 1-303 (100 amino acids)
Source: RefSeq, a predicted model, not a curated record